AAACAAGCUCUGAAUGAAUAAUAUCGGAAAGGGCAGCUGUUAAUAUCGUAUGUAUAUUUUGUAUGUAUAUACCCCCUCUUACUGUACUGCCACUUCUCUUUAUUAGUAUUUAUUUGUGCACCCCACGACUCCUAUCACUGUCCUCUCUGUCUCUCUCUCCGUUGCCGACAUUCUCAGAUUCCGGCCAGCCCUUGUUGGAAAAUUGAUCCCCUCAGCUUUUUUCAUCAAUCUGCUCUGACCCUUUCUAUAUUUUAGUGUUUCUUGGUUGCUUCAGUCGCCUUUUUGUGUUUUCGUCAUGGGUUUUGAUUUAGAUUAUCUGGGCUAGCUUUUUUGCUUGCAUUGUGUUAUAAAGUUGUGAUCUUUACAGGAAAAUUUUAGUUUUGAUAGUUUUUUGAGGAUAAUUUGAUUUAUUGUUGAUGAAGUUGUGAUCCUUACAAGAAAGUUUCAAUUUUGAUUGUUCUUGAGGAUGAUAUGAUUUAUUUUUGUUAAUAUUUUGGUGAAUUGUGUAAUCUUCGGAGGUAUUUUUUGUUUGAUUGAGAUUAAUUACAGUUUAUAAGCUAUGUGUGUAAAAGAUGAGAUUGAAAGGGUUGAGGAGGGGGGACAAAAGAAGAGGAGGAGGUGGGAAACAGUAAUGGGAUUAAAGGGUAGUAGAAAAAGGAUUGAGAGAUUGAGGAGUUCAGUGGCUUUGAAGUCUCGAAUGAAGUUGUGGAUGAUAAGAGCUACUACUUUGGUGUUACUGGGCACUUGUUUUGUUCAGUUAACAGCUGUGGGAGAGGUGUGGGGGCCUAGGGUUUUGAAGGGCUGGCCUUCUUCCUUUGCUCAAGAUUCUAGUAAGAUGGAUGUUAAGUUGUCGACAAGCCUUUCGGAUCAAGUUCUACCUCCCAAGAGAGUUUAUAAGAACAAUGGUUAUUUGAUGAUUUCAUGCAAUGGAGGGCUUAACCAAAUGCGUGCAGCGAUCUGUGAUAUGGUUGCUAUUGCAAGAUAUUUAAAUGUGACUCUUAUAGUUCCAGAGCUGGAUAAAACUUCUUUUUGGGCUGAUCCAAGUGAAUUUCAAGAUAUUUUUGAUGUUGAUCAUUUCAUCUCAUCCUUGAGAGACGAGGUUCGGAUCCUAAAAGAGCUGCCUCCUAGGCUCAAGAGGAGAGUUGAACUGGGAAUGUUCUACACGAUGUCGCCGAUCAGUUGGUCUGACAUUUCUUAUUAUCGUAAUCAGAUUCUUCCUUUGAUACAGAAACAUAAGGUUGUGCAUUUGAACAGAACAGACGCCCGUCUUGCCAACAAUGGUCAACCCCUCGAAAUUCAGAAGCUCCGCUGCCGAGUGAACUUUGGUGCUCUGAGAUUUACUUCUCAGAUAGAGGAGUUGGGAAGGAGGGUUAUUAAGCUUUUAAGGCAAAAGGGUCCUUUCCUUGUACUUCAUCUAAGAUAUGAGAUGGACAUGUUAGCCUUUUCUGGUUGUACACAGGGAUGCAACGAAGAAGAGGUUGAAGAGUUGACAAAAAUGAGAUAUGCUUACCCUUGGUGGAAAGAAAAAAUCAUAGAUUCCGACAUGAAAAGAAAAGAUGGUCUAUGUCCGUUAAGUCCUGAGGAAACUGCUCUUACUUUAAGAGCACUAGAUAUUGAUCGUGACAUUCAGAUCUACAUCGCUGCGGGAGAAAUAUAUGGUGGUGCGAGAAGAAUGGCUGAUCUUUCAGCUGCUUAUCCAAAAGUGGUUCGUAAAGAGACUCUGUUAGGUCCCUCAGACCUUGGAUAUUUUCAAAAUCACUCUUCCCAGAUGGCGGCACUGGAUUAUCUUGUCUCUCUGGAAAGUGAUAUAUUUGUUCCCACAUAUGAUGGAAAUAUGGCUAAAGUUGUUGAAGGUCAUCGCAGAUUCCUUGGAUUCAAGAAGACAAUACUCCUGGACAGAAGGAUACUAGUUGAUUUAAUAGACCGAUACAACCAUGGAUUGCUUAACUGGUCCGAGUUUUCUAUUGAGGUUAAAAGAGUUCAUGCAGAUCGCAUGGGAAAUCCUACCAAGAGGACGGUGAUUUCAGAUCGACCUAAAGAAGAAGAUUAUUUUUAUUCUAACCCAGAGGAAUGCCUUCUAUCAUCAGAUCCAUAUGGUGAACUGUCGAGAUUAUCAUCCUGAACCAUAGUUGCCAAUUUGACCCUCAAUGGGAAUUGAAAAGAUGUAGGAUCCUCUUUUUGACAUGUUAUAAUAAUUCAAUUUGAAGUAUAGAAGUUGCUCUGCCAUUGCAGAGUUGUAUCAACAAAGAGGUACAUAUAAAUUUUGAUUUUUGAAGAUAGCAAAUAGUCGUAGUACUACUGUUUCUUAUUUGUGGAUCCUUGUUAAUGUUAUACAGCAUAAUCAUUCUUAAUUAUAUGUACAUAAAGAGUUUAUAUUAAUAAAUCUGUAUGACUAGUGGCUACU
Daucus carota subsp. sativus is the source of this 2404-nucleotide messenger RNA. RefSeq names its product rhamnogalacturonan I rhamnosyltransferase 1. Gene Ontology annotation, cellular component: cytoplasm. The record is from RefSeq and is a predicted model, not a curated record. The transcript is spliced from 9 exons. Bases 560 to 2122 code for a protein of 520 amino acids. NCBI's taxonomy places the organism in Eukaryota, Viridiplantae, Streptophyta, Magnoliopsida, Apiales, Apiaceae.